Hyalella azteca is the source of this 4942-nucleotide messenger RNA. Its product is annotated as metalloprotease TIKI2. Gene Ontology annotation, molecular function: metalloendopeptidase activity. The transcript has 12 exons. The coding region runs from base 791 to 2281 and encodes 496 amino acids. Gene Ontology annotation, biological process: negative regulation of Wnt signaling pathway. Gene Ontology annotation, cellular component: membrane. The record is from RefSeq and is a predicted model, not a curated record. NCBI's taxonomy places the organism in Eukaryota, Metazoa, Arthropoda, Malacostraca, Amphipoda, Hyalellidae.
GUGCGCUUCAAGAAGUGAGGGUGGAUGGUCGUCGUUAAAGCAGCUGCGUGCUUCAGUGACCACGUGUCACCUGUCAUCAGCGUUAAGAGUGUAGGCUUAUCGUGAGGAAACUUUGAGUUCAUCGGCUUGUCUCUAGACUGAUUUGCAGUCAUGCUUCGUUGUCUUUAUCUUAAAGUGUGGAUGAUCAACUUGAUUAUUUGAAAGGAACUAAACAAACGUUGUAUGAUCUUAGCAGCCUUGACUUUUCCUCUCCAUAUUGUGAACUGACGGGACAAAAAAUAGAAAAUUGCUCGGCGCAAUUAGGCACGCGUUGCUGAAGUCAUACUGCACGACGCCACGAAUGUCAUCAUCACUCUCACCUCAUGACUGGCGCUGUUUUCUUAACAUUUGCGUAGAUGCAGUCGCUACAGCCACACUGAGUCCUAAUCACACUUCACAGUAAUGUUCUGUCGACUUCAGUGCACGAGAUGAAGGAUUAUCGAUUGUAGCCGUUGUGAACUUGUGAGUCAUGGACAAAUCGAAUUAUUUUGCCUUGAAUAAGUUUGUGUUUCGAAAUUUUAUCGUUUCGCACUUGCAAGAAUCGAUGCUCCAGCCAUGUUUUUGGUAUCGCUGUCGAGUGAUUGUGUAAAUCAAAGAUCUUGUGGAGCUGCUGAACUAAAAGCAUCCCUAGGAAAAAUUGCUUGACGAGUGGAUGGUAGAAACAGCAAAGAAGAGCCUGUAUCGGCGGUUGGCGGCCGACAAUUUAUUUGGCCAUCGAUAAGCCAGCCAAGAUUUGCUAUAGUAUAUCAACAUGGCUGGCAGAACCUUGCUUCUCCUGCUAGUGACGGCGUUCGUUGGCUGCAGUCUGGGCCGGCGUCACCAGCGGCCGCAGUUCUGCGCAGACUUGCCUGGUGACGAGGACGGAUCGUUCUUAUGGAUGGUGAAGCAAGAUCCACCGUCGUAUUUUUUCGGCACAAUUCACGUACCAUACACACGUGUUUGGGAGCACGUGCCGUACAACACCAAGAAAGCCUUCGAGAUGAGCGACAACGUCAUGUUCGAGCUCGCCCUCACCGACCCUGCCACCAUCACCGCCCUCACCACCUGCCAGCUGCUGCCCCAGGGCAAAUCUCUAGCAGACGUGCUGCCCGGCGAGCUGUACGCGCGGCUCAGGAGCCACCUGAGUUACAUCAGGUCUCAGAUGCCGCACUGGCUCACGCCCCCCGACAACACAUCGCGAUGGGCCUAUGCCAACUACCUCUUUGAUGCCAUCACAGGAAAUUGGGAACGGAAGCGUCCAGUGUGGGUGAUGUUGAUGGUGAACAGCCUGACGGAGAGCGACAUCAGGAGCAGGGAGGUGCCGGUGCUGGACCUCUACCUCGCUCAGGAGGCCGAGAAGAUGACCAAGACCACGGGCGCCGUCGAGGAGGUCGACGAGCAAUGCAGACCUCUCAACGGCCUCAACUUCUCGCAGGUGGUGUUUGCCCUGAACCACACGUUGUCGCUGCAGGAGCAGCACAAGAGUCGUCGCAGCGACAAGGUGUACACGACAGACGACCUCAUCAGACACUACAACUGCGGUGAUCUCGACGCUGUUAUCUUCUCCCAGGACACCGCGCAGGUACCGUACCUGGGCAACAGCUCGCUGCCGCCCAUGGAAGCCGCGACGGCGCAGCUCAUCGACCAAUACUUCAGAGAGGAGCUCAUCUACAGGAGGAACGAGCGCAUGGGCUCCAGAGUUGUCCAGGUGAUGCUGGAACAUCCUGAGCGUAGUUUUUUCUUCGCAUUUGGUGCAGGGCAUUUCCUGGGCAACAGGACCGUCCUGGACGUGGUGCGAGCCGCCGGCUUUCAAGUGAUGCACGUCGGUCCGGACUACCGCCUCAAGAAACACAAGCGGCCUACCCAAAGGGGUGGAGCAGUGUUGCCAGACACGAAGGUGCUCAAGAACUUCUCCCACGCGCCCAACAGGCUUCUUCUCCACCAACAGAUGGACCCGGCCUUUACGAGGUCCCUUUUGGAGUCGCGGGAGCGAACCCGGCCCCCCAGCACCACUCCCCCUCCGCCCAAGAAGGCGCACUUCAACCACCUCUGGGUCAGGAUAGACGCCGACCAACCCGCCAGUUCCUCAGCGUCAUCAAAGGACGGCGACGCGCUGGCGGUGGAGGAAGGCCUGCGUGUCUGGUACGGGCUCAGUGGGGGGCGUCCCUCGGUGAGGUGCGAGCCGCUGCUGCUGCUGCCCCUGCUGCUGCUCCUGCACCACUGCCUCAAGGGCUUGCUGCUUUCUCCAAGUCCUUUAUUGUAGUUACUGCUUUAAUAUCCUUCUUUUAGUUCUAGGCACCAUUCCUACUAGCAAGAUGUCAAACCAAUCGUUCGUAGGUAUUAUAUGGCAAAAUUUUCGUGAAAUUGAAUAUCGACUUGUAUAUCACAAAUUCAAGUCGACAAAAAUUCCUGAACAUUUAAAUGAUAGCUUAUUUGAAGACCUUUUUAAUAAAACGUGUGCAAUAUUCACAACGUAUCCAAUUUGAAAUUGUAUGUGUUUUUGGUAGUAGUUACAAAAAUGCACCAGAAUCAUUUUGUUGUGUUGAAUUGUACUCCUGUUCACCGAAGCUCCGACUUCUAUACUCCAUUUUGCGUUUGCGUUCUAUAAAUGGCGCCAAUUAGUGCGCUGCAUAGAUACUUAGCUAUAUCAUUCAACUCUCAUGUUCAUCAUUAUGCUAACUCUCGUUAAGGAACUCUUGGCUCUCUUCGUCUAAAAAAUUGUAUAAUUUGGAUGCACAAUCCAAAAUUCGAAUUUUUCUUUUCAUUGCAUACUAUUUCUCCAAUCACGCACUCUGAAAAAAUUUUUGCAAAGAGUAAUGCUUCCUAAAAGAUCUGUAAUCAUAUCUAUUGUUUUUUUUAGCUGGGAUUACUAACCCGACUAGACGAUCAUGACUCAAAUCAAUCAAAUUGUUCUUGCCUAUUAUAUCCGGAAGCGUUUAUUUUACUCGCACUAAAAUAUUCUGCUUCCGUCUGUCUCACUUUGACUCCAAACACAGUGUAUUUAUACGAAUAUUCAUGCGGGUGUUUGUAGGACUUCUUCGCUAACUCAAAAUCAUCGUAUUACCGUGAGGUUAUGACCCUAGGAAUGGUUCUCAGUAAGUUAAUUUUUUUUAUUCUUUGUAGGUUUCUAAUGUUUAGGAUAAAGAUAUCGCUCGUUCGAGGCUAGUGUAGUAUUUCUCUGUGCCAGUUUCUAGUUUUAAGGCACGUUCCAAGCAUCAUUUGUGGGGACCCUAAGUUCCCGCUCAGAUAAUAAACGAACCAUACAUCACAUGUGAAAGAAACGAGAGUUUCCUACGCAUGUAAGACACGAUCCAUGCAUCACAUGUGAAGGAAACUAGAGUUUCCUACGCAUGUAAGACACGAUCCAUGCAUCACAUGUGAAGGAAACUAGAGUUUCCUACGCAUGUAAGACACGAUCCAUGCAGCACAUGUGAAGGAAACGAGAGUUUCCUACGCAUGUAAGACGCUGUCCAUGAAUCAAAUGUGAAGUAAAUUGCAAGUGACAACACAUCUCGCGCGUGUUGUGAUAACACAUCACCUCCCUAGCCUAAGUCCACCAAGGCUACCUCGUAUGUUAUAACGGCAGGCCAAGCUAGCGUACGACACUAUGACUUUCCUCCGUCCAUUUACUUUUAAGUUGUCAUUUCAUCUUAGUCUGAUGCACACUGCACAGCUUCCAUCUUAAUUCUAUAUGCAUCACUGGAUAACUAUUUUAUUUCGACGACGAUUCGCCAAAUCAUGCAACGCGUUGUGACCAUUUUAUUCCUGAAAAUACCUGCGUAAAGUUCAUUAUCAUCCAAGUUAUUUUGUAUCCCUCAACAAUGACAGAAAACAAUAAACGUUCGUAAAUCACUUGAGUAUAACAGUUAUGGCUGAUGAUUGGCUUAGAUGUUAGCUUGAGAUUGAACUCGGUUGAUCAUCGCUGUCAGUCGUUUAUGUAUUGAAAUUGCUUUCAGUAGAUCACUUAUUUUAUCCGAUGUAUGUGCGUAAAUCUGUGUGAAUUAUUUGUAAGCGUCACGUGCCAUGCUAUAAUUGUAAAUUUUGUACUGUGUACAUAACUGGUGUUAGUUUAACACCUACUCAAGGAGUUAAGAGGCUGAACUAUAUAUGGGUAUUGUCAUGCGCCAGCUGAUCUGUUAUUCUAAAUGUACAUUUACAAACCGCUCGUGUAUUCUGUAUAGUUUUUAAAAAUAAUCUUUCUGUGUAUUAUCCUUAUUUGCGCCUCUAUUCUGUUAUUGUUGUAUAUCUACUGUUAUCAUAGAAUUUUCUGUCGAUUUGCGAUCUGAUUAAUUAAUAUUCGCGGGUCUCUUUGAGUUGUUGUUAAUUUUAAAAUUUUUAUUGUGGACAUCCUUUAAAUGGAUAAAAUGUUGGAAAUGAUCCAUUUUAGAACUUCACACUCGGUGUUCUUUCAUAAUUUAGCUGACGCUACAGAUUCUAGUAAAAUUGAAUGCACAUUUUUGUCCGUGUUUCCGUUAUAACCGAAGAUUCCGUAGCUCAACCCUUGUUUUUAGACAUAACUUUCAUGAACAAAUAUUUUAUCGAACUCUAAUCGCCCUCAUAAAUUCGUAUGUUUUCAAAAGACGUGUGUCUGUCACAGAAUCUAUGCUUUUACGCAUAAUUUUUACUAUAUUUUUUUAAUCAUGAUCAUUAUUAUUAUCGAUUUGAAGACAUAACCGUCUUUUAGAAUCCCGUGCUCCAAGCUCUGCUCGCGGUCAUGUUAGGCUUGGUUUUGCUCUCAUACUUCCUCGAGUUGUCUAACAAUUAAUUGAAAUUAUAAAAUUAAUUAUCUUUUUUGAACAGUAUGAAGUUGAGUAAUUUGUAUAUACCGAUCCUUUUUCCUUUAGUUUUGAAGAAAUUUAGACUUUUUAUUCCGUUUUGUUUGCGAGUAAAAAUCAAUGAGAGCAAAUUAAAAUGUUUCAGGGAC